This is a messenger RNA of Panicum virgatum (switchgrass), 1426 nucleotides long. RefSeq names its product collagen alpha-1(I) chain-like. NCBI's taxonomy places the organism in Eukaryota, Viridiplantae, Streptophyta, Magnoliopsida, Poales, Poaceae. The transcript has 5 exons. The record is from RefSeq and is a predicted model, not a curated record. The coding region runs from base 181 to 996 and encodes 271 amino acids.
ACGCCGUGGCUUUCGUCCGCCUCCUCCACGCCCCCCUCAUUCUCACCGCUCCCCCCCACAUCCACGGAUCCACCUCGCCUCCUCCCUCCCUCCCUCUCUCUGUCUCUGGCUCCCUGCACGCCUCCGCUCCACCGCGUGGGCGCUCUGGUGGCGGCUGCUCGGCACCGGACCAAGCUAGCCAUGACGGCGGUCGACGCCGAGCCCUACGCGGUGGUCGCGACGGCCGCCGACAUCAUCUGCUCGCUCCGCGGCGCCGACCUCGCCGGCUGGACGCCGCCGUGGCGCAAGGGCGCGGGGGCGCCGGACCUCCCUCCCGCCUGCGACGGCAGUCAGGAGGCUGUGGCGGAGGAGGGCGACCCGCGGGGGCUGGCGUGGCCGGCCGUGGCGCGCGGGAAGCGCUCGCGCUCCCGGCGGGCUGGGUCCCCGUCGGCCUCGGGCUCCGCCUCCGCCUCCGCGGGGCCAGCGGCUGUGGCGUCGAAGGAGGACGGGAGGAAGAAGAAGCCGCGGCGCGGCGCGCGGGGCAGCCCCGCGUCGCCCCUCGACUACAGCGGCUCCGGCGCGUCGACGAGCGGUGGCGAGGACGGGGCCUUCUGCUCCCAGCCCGCGGCGCCCGCUGCUCCGGCGGCCGCCGCCGCCGCCGCCGCAGCCGCGCCCAGCAGCAAGGUGGGCGGCCUCGCCGGACGGCGGUCGAUCCUCCCGGUGCCGCCUCCCCGGCCCGCCGGGCAGCGGCCGCGGAAGAAGAUGAGGCUUCCGGAGAUCCAGCAGCUGGUGCGGUCGCUGUCGGUGGAGAACGACGCCCUCCGCGAGGAAAUGAAGGCGCUGCAGAGGGCCUGCACGGCGCUGUCCAAGGAGAACGGCAAGAUAGAGACAAGGAUAGAUCACUCGAGUAAGCAGAACAAAGGGAAGCCACAACAUGGUCAUGAGCGCGUCGCAACUGAGCAAGAUGCUCAGAACGGCUUCGUGCUCCCUGACCUCAACCUCCCGGCAGACGACUGAUGGCUGAAAUUCCUUGGUGGCUGCAAUCUUCAGAUCUGUUUCAGCGCGUUAACCUGAUAAUUAACUGUACAUAGACGAAGCUUGGCCACAAGGGAUUCUCGAUUCUGAUCACACGCGAGGAUACUGAAGAAGUGACGGAGCGGCUUACGUUUGUUUCAGAAGUUGUUGAAAUCUAGGGUGUAGAGAUGCCAUCGCGAUCCUCCUGUAUGAAUAGUGUUGCAUGUUCAGACAGAGGGGGAUCGGUUUACCUUUGUUUUUCUGAUGAUUAAGGUUCUUUAGUUGGUACCCCGCGCAACUGUGGAUGAAUGCGCUGAGGGAUAUAUAUUUAAUGUUUUCAUGUAGCUGAGGCUUCAAAAAUGAACCUAUAGUAUAGUUUCUUUUCAUCUAAAUAUAUACAUAGCUCAAACUGUUGAGACUGGAGUUUUUUUUU